Molecule: messenger RNA, 246 nt
Organism: Ordospora pajunii
Lineage: Eukaryota; Fungi; Microsporidia; Ordosporidae
Exons: 1
Coding region: 1-246 (81 amino acids)
Biological process (GO): spliceosomal snRNP assembly; nuclear-transcribed mRNA catabolic process; mRNA splicing, via spliceosome
Molecular function (GO): RNA binding
Source: RefSeq, a predicted model, not a curated record
AUGUAUCCUUUGACUCUCUUACGGAUAUCAAGAAACAAAAUCAUAGAGCUGGAACUAAAGAAUGACGACAACCUACGAGGCCUGCUCGACAAAUGCGACAUGUCGAUGAACCUACACCUCAGAAGCGUCACAGUCGAGAAAGCAGACGGAAGCUCCGUGUUCAUCAACGAAUGCUAUCUAAAGGGAUCAUCGAUCAAGCUCGUCAAGCUGGAGUCAAGGAUCUUGCUACAGCAAAGGGACGAUUAG